AACCAACUAGGCAACCAACGAAACGAUCCUCUUCUAUCGCCAACAUGUCAUUUGUCACUUGUCUAAUUUUUUAGCAAAAGAAAUGUUAAAAGUAAACAUUUUAAAUUUUUAAUUAUUAUAAAUAAUACCGAUAUAAUAGAAACUAAAAAUGUUAAGAAAUAGUUUAAAAUGUUUGUUGAGAGGAAAUAUCUAUUUGGGAAAUAAGAUUACUAGAAAUAUAGGACUGGUACCCAUAGUAGUAGAACAAACUGGCAGGGGUGACCGUGCAUAUGAUAUUUACUCAAGAUUGCUCAAAGAAAGGAUUAUUUGCCUUAUGGGACCAGUCCAUGAUAAUAUGAGUUCCCUUAUAGUUGCUCAAUUACUGUUUUUGCAGUCGGAGUCUUCCACAAAACCUAUUCAUCUGUAUAUAAAUUCACCGGGAGGAAGUGUGACUGCCGGAUUGGGAAUAUAUGAUACCAUGCAAUAUAUAUUGCCACCUAUUUCUACUUGGUGUGUUGGACAAGCUUGCAGUAUGGCAUCAUUAUUAUUAGCUGCUGGUACACCAGGUAUGAGACAUUCCCUUCCAAAUGCUAGGAUUAUGGUACACCAACCUUCUGGUGGUGCACAGGGCCAGGCAACAGAUAUUCAAAUUCAAGCACAAGAAAUUAUGAAAUUAAAAAGUCAAAUAAAUCAGCUGUACGUUCGACACACCGGACAAGACUUGGCUGUUAUAGAAACAAGUAUGGAAAGAGAUUAUUUUAUGAGUCCCGACGAAGCCAAAAAAUUUGGACUGAUUGAUAAAGUGCUUGUGAAACCUGCCAAAAAUGAAGUAGAGUCAGCUGAAGCUGAAAGUGUAGAAUAAAUAAAUUUUUCAUUUGUGUAUAUAUUCUUAGGCUAAGGCCAGACAGGCGAUAAUUUACGGCGCCGUAAGAGCAGUAAGCGCUGUAAAAUGAAGCGGCAGUAGCUGCAGUAAAAAGCAUAGCCAGACGGGGAUGUAAAUUACGGCGUGUCGUGAUAUGUAAAUACAGUGUUUUGGUCGUUGUUGUGGCUAGAUGAGCUACAAAUUUGGACCCAGGUCCAUUCGUUUGCAACACACGCCGAAGAUGGGCCUGUUCGAUGUUGCUGUGCGAUAUUUUACAGCUCAGUCUGGCCAUCCACUACUCUCACCGUGGACCCAUUUUCGCGCUUCAUUUUACGGCUCUUACGGCGCCGUAAAUUAUCGCUUGUCUGGCUUUAGAUUUAUAAUAAGUUACAAAGUUCUGUUAAUUUCUUGUUCUCAUUAUUUGUAUUUAGGUAUUUGUAUUUUCAUAUUAGGCAAAUUUGACAUAGUUUAAUAUAAACUCUCUUUUUCAAACUA
Molecule: messenger RNA, 1336 nt
Organism: Diabrotica virgifera virgifera (western corn rootworm)
Lineage: Eukaryota; Metazoa; Arthropoda; Insecta; Coleoptera; Chrysomelidae
Product: ATP-dependent Clp protease proteolytic subunit-like
Exons: 4
Coding region: 149-841 (230 amino acids)
Biological process (GO): protein quality control for misfolded or incompletely synthesized proteins
Cellular component (GO): endopeptidase Clp complex
Molecular function (GO): serine-type endopeptidase activity; ATP-dependent peptidase activity; ATPase binding
Source: RefSeq, a predicted model, not a curated record